AUGAAUAUCAUUGAAAAUGCUGAAAAAGAAUGCGCCGUACUCGGCUCGUUAUUUCAAGGAAUUGUUAAUGAAAUGAAGAACAGUUCAACAUUAUGGGAAGAUUUGGUAUCAAAAGCCAACAAAAUGCAUAUUCAACUCAAGUACGUUUAAUAUAAUUAUGUUUCGUCAACCUUGAAAAAUCGUAUUGAACUAUAGAAGCAGAAGAGUCUUAUGCACGAGACAGUCAUUGUAUUUGCCUGAUCGAAUCAGCAGGAGAAGCAUUUGA
This is a messenger RNA of Adineta ricciae, 265 nucleotides long. The record is from the annotation of a GenBank genome assembly. NCBI's taxonomy places the organism in Eukaryota, Metazoa, Rotifera, Eurotatoria, Adinetida, Adinetidae.